Messenger RNA from Chelonus insularis, 1167 nucleotides. RefSeq names its product cyclin N-terminal domain-containing protein 1-like. The transcript has 5 exons. Gene Ontology annotation, cellular component: site of double-strand break. The record is from RefSeq and is a predicted model, not a curated record. Bases 146 to 1030 code for a protein of 294 amino acids. NCBI's taxonomy places the organism in Eukaryota, Metazoa, Arthropoda, Insecta, Hymenoptera, Braconidae. Gene Ontology annotation, biological process: reciprocal meiotic recombination.
UACUGAAAACAUUGUUUUGAUUAUUUAUCAAUUAAUCUUUAAUCGUAAACAUCAAAUAUUUAAGUGUUAUAUCUCUAUUGCAAUCGACUAUUUAUUUUAUUAAUAUCUCUGUGGAAAUAAUAAAUUGAAUAGUUCCGAAUUAAACAUGGAGAAUUAUUCAGAUAUGAUGAUUCGAGAUUGGAUUCAAUACAUUACAGAAAUUCAACAUGAACAAGAACUCUCUUUAAAAAAUGGCACGGAAUUUUACAUGCCAUUUAUAGCUACUUCAAUAACGGUAGUUAAGACAGUAUUCACACUUGCUGAAUAUUUUAAUUUGCAUCCAAGAACAAAAUAUCUUUCACUGUACUUAUUCGAUAAGUACAUGUGUAAUAAAUUUUGGGAAAUUUAUAAAAAAUAUGAAAAUGAUGCUGAAAAUAAUACUCAUAAUUGGAAUCAGGUUACUGAUAAAUUUUCCAAUGAAAUUAAAUUAAGACUGAUGUCUUGUAUUCAACUUGCAAGCAAAGUAGACUCUCACUACAAGCAUCUUGGUAUAGCACAGAUUAUCGCAGGUCUUCAAUUAAUGAGCCCUGAAAAUAAUGAAAAAGUUGAAUAUUCACCAAAUACAAUAUUCAAAUCAGAAAUAAAAGUAUUUAAAACAUUAAAUUAUCGAAUACCAUCAAUUACUCCAUUGGACUGUCUUGAAGUCCUAUUAGUAGCAUUAGGUCUUCGAGACUUACCUAAAUUUUAUGAGUCUACAAUUAGCAUUCUGGAUUUAACAUUUUUACAGCACCAAAAUUUAUAUGGCCAAUUACAACUCAUGAUUAUAGGUUCUAUUGCCAGGACUAAGAUUGAAAAAAUUACUUUUAUGACUAUGGAAAUAGACAUGUUAUUUUUAAGUGCAUCAAUAAUUGUGUGCACUUUAUUUUUUUUUAAUGUAAAGAAAGAAAGACAGAUAAGUAUCACUGAAAAAUUAGCUGAGCUAAUAGAUAUCAAACAUAAAGAUAUUUAUUUGAUGGCAACUACUAUUUUUGAACUUGCGAGACCAAAUUAAUUGAUUUUAAAAUAUGUAUUCCAUCAGUGUCAUUGAUUUCUGUUAAUUCAAUAAUGUUAAUUAUCCGGUCAUCAUUACAUACAGUAUUCUAAUUAACUUAAAAAUAAAUUAUAGCCCGAUCUUAACUAAUUAAAUUA